AGCCUACGCAUGCGCAUUUAUUUACACCGCUCCUCGUGAAAACAUGGCGACACCGGCUAAAGUCAGCAAACCUGAGGGCAAAAAUAACCACGAAAAUGCCGAUGAGGCAGCAGACAAAGAGCAACAAGAAGCAAUAGAACAGAUAGAUGAGGUACAGAAUGAAAUUGACCGACUAAAUGAGCAGGCCAGCGUAGAGAUUCUCAAGGUGGAACAAAAGUACAAUAAACUAAGGCAGCCGCACUAUUCCAAGAGGUCCGACCUUAUUGCUAAAAUACCUAACUUCUGGGUAACAGCAUUUGUCAAUCACCCUCAAGUGUCAGCACUACUCAGCGAAGAAGACGAGGAGGCGCUACAGAGUUUAACAAAGGUGGAAGUACAGGAGUUUGAAGAUAUCAAGUCCGGUUACAGGAUCAAUUUUCACUUUGAUGUUAGCAAUCCAUACUUUGAGAAUGAUGUUUUGUACAAAGAGUUUCAUCUGAACGACACAGGAGAACCAUCCUCAAAGGCAUCUCCAAUAAAAUGGAAAGCUGGAAAGGAUUUGACAAAGAAGAACAGUCAAAUCAAAGGACGUAAACGGAGCCACGAGGAGCAGGAAUCUUUCUUCAGCUGGUUUGGUGACCAUCUUGAUGCGGGCACUGAUGAGUUGGGGGAAGUGAUUAAAGACGACAUCUGGCCAAAUCCACUGCAAUACUACUUGGCGUCUGAGAUAGAGGAAGAGGGUGUUGAUGAGGGUGAGGAGGAGGACCUAGAUGAUGAGGGGGAAGAGGAUGAGGGAGAGGGAGAUGAAGAGGAAGAGGUGGAAGGAGAUGAGGAGGAAGGAGAGGAUGAAGGAGAUGAUGAUGCUGCAUGAAAGAAGAAACAGUCUGACCAUAGCAAUUUGUAGUUAAUAGCACAAGAGAAACUGAAGUCGGUAUAUUUUACAUUCCUUCUCUUGAAAAGAAUUGGAAAUCUCCCGUACUGACCUUCAUCAACCGAAUUUUGACUAUAUGGACACCACCAAUACUGAUUCAAAUUUUAAAAAAAUUGUUGUAAAGUUUAUUUUUGUAGUAAAGUCCUUUGCUUUCUGUACUGCCAAUAGUGUUGAGUGUAUAGAGGAACAACAAGUUGUCAUGUUGAAAGAUCACGUUUGGAUUGCCAAUAAUGUCUUUUUCAAUAAAUGUAUUUAUACAGUUUUAAUUCUAGGAAAUGUAGGCAUAGAAGUAGCCCAAAAUGGUCGUUUUAAUGUCAGUUUUGGUGGUGUCUAAUUUGUCAGGAUGUUUUUUUACUUUAUAUUUCUUUGACUCGAUAGAAAUAUUUUGUGUAGAUUUUCUCACAGAAGAAUAAAAACCAAGAAGGACCUCCAAAUGUUAUGCAGAAAUUUGUAAAUAAAUAGAGAGCCCAUUAAAUUCUCUUCAUACUGUAGUGGAAUAAUAGUGGCACGGAAAUGAUAUCGGCUAAAAUUGUGCAUAUUUCCACUGAUCUAGAGUUUUGAAGAUUUGAUGACUGUCAUCGUGUCAAAUAGUACCAUGCGGAAUGCAAGGAAAAGAUGUCUGGAAAGGUGAUUCGAUCAUUAAAGAUUUAAGUAUGGUGGAUGUGCAGACUGUCACGUGUAUCUAAUUUUAAUCUUGGGCACAGAGAAAAUAAAUCAUAAAAAAACAAUUAUAAGAACUAUUUAUUAUUUCCGAGAUUUAACUUGCCUUUUUUGUCUCUCAAGGAUUGGGAAACUUCUUUUAUAUCUUUGCACUGAAUUGUGUUUUCUAGAAGAUUUUGGGAAAUAUUUCACAUCUGACUUGCUUGCGUAUAUAAAUAUAUGUAUUACUGUUAAUAGAUUACCAUCAUAGCCAGUGCACUUUGUGUGUGAAAAUAUGUGGAAGAUGGGUGCUACCAGUAAUGCAAUAGUGGCUUUGUUCAUUUUCUUUUUACAGUGGAUAAUUGUAAAAGCUAAGAAAUGACACACGGUUGUUGUCUCUGCAAUAGUAACAAGAGUAAUGUGUGGUACAGAAUAACCUGUAUUUUGUCGGACAGAAUAGUAGAAUGGCAUAUAGAGUGCAAUAGUGGAUAAUCAAAUUGGUAGCCGUCAGUGAUCAAAUAUGUUUCGGGGAUUUAACAUGUACUAAUAACACAGUUUCUGUAUAUCUUGAGGAUAUGUUCAGUUUGGGCUACUAUAGUUUUCAAUUAGUUUUGAUUCCAUAUCAUCCACUUUGGCCAUAUGUUCAUAUUUUGGCCAUCUGCCUUGAUAUUGCUGAUGUGUCCAUAAUCUGUGCAAGGAGUGGGUAUCAGUGCUUGAAUUGAUGUUUGUAAUCUUAAUAUUUUCUGUCAAAAUUGAAUGUUUUGAGUGAUAUCAUAUAUUUUUAGCUCGUAGUUAACUUUCUUUCUUUUCUUGGCUUUUUGGUCUGUUGCUUUCAAGAGAAUUAUUGUUGGGAGGGGGGAAUUAUUUUUGAAAAAAUAAAUUAUUUCAUCUUGUUCGGAUUUUAUAAUUUGUCCGGUGACCUUCUAGUCAGGGGGGUUGACAUGGAAAUACUGGUAGAAUAUAAGUUGCUAUUGUUGAUGCGUCCUGCCCUUAUGUUGUAAUUUAUAAGGGAGCUAGUACAUACACAUAACACGUAUGUAUAUUUGGAUGGGGAACGGGCAAAAAUUCUUGUGGUCUAAACAAUUGGAAGGUAUGCUUUGGUUUCCUGUAUAUGUAAGGAUAAAUUUGCCUGUAUUUAUAGAAGUCUAUUAACAGUACUAUAUACAGUGAUAAUCGUGUGGGAUGCUUUGUAGAUAGAUGUCAGCGGUGCAGUUCUGGUGUCAAGAUAGUCCUUAUCCUCUGCUUUGUUAGUGUCAGGUCUGUCUUUCAGUUUACGGUUGUAUCAGCAGAAUUAUGAUAAGAGAAAAGCAAUAUUGGAGCAAAGAUGGUAUGAAUGGUAUAAAUAGAUUGCAAGAUUGGUCACUCUUACAUAGGCCUGGUAUCAUUUGUUCUUUGUACAUCAAUGAGAUUCAUAAUAAAUGAACAUUUGAUAGAAAAAAA
Lingula anatina is the source of this 2989-nucleotide messenger RNA. Its product is annotated as protein SET. The record is from RefSeq and is a predicted model, not a curated record. Gene Ontology annotation, cellular component: nucleus. NCBI's taxonomy places the organism in Eukaryota, Metazoa, Brachiopoda, Lingulata, Lingulida, Lingulidae. Gene Ontology annotation, biological process: nucleosome assembly.